Molecule: messenger RNA, 1140 nt
Organism: Carassius auratus (goldfish)
Lineage: Eukaryota; Metazoa; Chordata; Actinopteri; Cypriniformes; Cyprinidae
Product: C3a anaphylatoxin chemotactic receptor-like
Exons: 2
Coding region: 32-979 (315 amino acids)
Biological process (GO): inflammatory response; positive regulation of cytosolic calcium ion concentration; phospholipase C-activating G protein-coupled receptor signaling pathway
Cellular component (GO): plasma membrane
Molecular function (GO): complement receptor activity; G protein-coupled receptor activity
Source: RefSeq, a predicted model, not a curated record
AACUUGUUCCAGUGAAACAACAGCUCAAAAAAUGGAAAACACAAGUUCUGAAGCUGAAAACAUGACCGGAGGCACUGCACAUAACACCACGAUGCAGCAAGAGGGAUUUACAAGCUUUGGGAUCUUUGAAUUCUGCAUUUUCUUUGCCACCUGUGUAGUGGGUCUCAUUGGAAAUGGACUUGUAAUAUUUCUGACUGGCUGCAGAAUGAAGACGACCGUCAACACCAUUUGGUUUCUCAACUUAGCGAUUGCAGACUUCAUCUUCUUGUUGUCUUCAAUCAUAAAUUUUCUGAGAGAGAGACAAUUAAAUAUAAUAAGCAUUUUCAUUGGAUUUAUUUUAAGACUAAAUAUGAAUGCUAGUAUUUUCUUUCUUGUAGUUAUCAGUCUGGACCGAUGCCUGUGCACAUGGAUGGUUGUUUGGGCUAGAAAUAAACGAACUACACUUAAAGCCACGAUCAUCUGCAUAAUUGUAUGGGUUUCAUCCAUCGGCUGCUGCAUUCCUUUCUAUACAUUUAAUAUAUCUAAUCUUGCAUCUGUGAUCACAUAUAAUUUUACAGUGGGCUUCCUCAUCCCCUUUUUGAUCAUUGCAUCUUCAUACACAGCUAUUGGACUACGAAUCAAACGCCUCAAAAGGGUGAAGCAGUUCAGGUCAUACCGGGUCAUUAUAACUGUAACUCUGGCUUUUUUCAUAUGUUGGUUUCCAUACCAUGUUUGCAUUUUUUAUGCAGUAACUGCAGUAGGAAAUAACAGUAUUGAUGCUGUAUUGUUGACAGCAAUGAUUGUCUGUUUCUACCUGGUUCAUCUCAACAGCUGUCUGAACCCCAUUCUCUAUGUGUUCAUGUGUGAUGAGUAUAAGAAGAAGCUUAAACAGUCUCUGCUGCUGGUGCUGGAGACGGCUUUUGCUGAAGAUCAUCUGGACUUUAAGGCAGACGCAAAAGAACGAGGACAUGAAAACUCAACUGAACUGUUGGAUAUGUAGAAGUCGGAUCUCUAAAUGAUAAACCUGGAUCUAAUUCAGUAUGUUUAUAGUCCUUAUCUAGCAAAUUGUAAAAAAAAAAAACGCAACUGCAAAAUUCAUGUUUGGAGCAUGACUGUGUAUAAUCGUGUGUUGUAAAACCAAACAGAGAACAUCUCUUCAAG